Molecule: messenger RNA, 685 nt
Organism: Panicum virgatum (switchgrass)
Lineage: Eukaryota; Viridiplantae; Streptophyta; Magnoliopsida; Poales; Poaceae
Exons: 4
Coding region: 78-521 (147 amino acids)
Source: RefSeq, a predicted model, not a curated record
AUUUAACUGGCAGCCACGCGCUCACUACUCCUGUUCCUGCUUUCAGGAGCCUCGUAGCCUCCGGGCGAUUAGAGGCGAUGCUCGAUACUGUAGGCCACCGCAAGCUCGUGGUCGAGGGAUUUCGAAAAGGAGCAGAAGGUCACCCUCUGAUGCAGAAUCCAGAUGCCCAUGGGUGUGGUCCGCAGGGAGAAGCUACGGCUGGAGCAACUCUUCGUCAAGGCGACGGUUGCGUGCUUCAGGCGUCCGUAGUUGGAAGCGAUUGGGUCAGAUCAUCGGGAUCAAGUUUAAACUUAGAUGAACAAAAUGGAUGGAUUGAUGUCACGUUUGCUGGUAGCAAACGAAAUCGGUUAAAUUCCAGAAUCGAGGAGGUGCCAGAUUUGAACAUGUCGUGUCUAAGCUGCAUUGGUGGUACAGAUGUGGAGCUCCGUACUGGGAAGAAUGCUGGUACAAGUACUACCGGAGAUAUUCCAUUUGAGAUUUGUGCAGACACCAACUGUACUCUGAAGAGUAGUAUCGGGUAACAGCUUUGUGUUCUGUGUUUCGUCUCAAACAUUGUAGUACAUUUCUUAGUAAUGAUUAAAGAAUUGCUUUGCAAAAUUUAAUUAGAUUGGGGAAACGGUGUAUGUCGUGUUUAUUUUGUGGUUACCUGCAGUGUUAGCAUGGAAGCUGCAAUGUUUAAUUUCAA